CGUGGUUGUUACAAACCUCUCUCAGGACACAACGGGGAGGCGGAGGUGGAGAGAUGCGGGCGCAGUCGGGAUGGGAGAGGAGGAGAUGAGGAGAGUCCGCUCUCUAACCAUGGAAAUAAUGCUGCUGCUGCUGCGCAUCCUGCACAUUUUUGAAACCAGGACUUAAAAAGAAAAACCGGACUUGCCACCACCUUUCUGUUUUCUCUCAGACUCUCCUUCUCAUUUUUUCCCUAAGGAAAGACUUGCAUGCAGGAUGUGGACUAUAGCAGACGAGGAAAAAAACACUCAAAAUGGAUUUCUUAAACAGCUCCAACCUGGAAGAUGGGAUAGAGGCAGAAAAUAUCUCCUCUAAUGCCACUUCACAGAACCAGUACUCACAGCUCGCUAUCUGGGGUCUGGCUGGACUUAUCAGCUUUCUGAUUUUGUUUACAAUUGUCGGGAAUGUCUUGGUUGUCAUUGCUGUUUUAACGAGCAGAGCUCUGAAACCACCCCAGAACCUUUUUCUUGUCUCCCUGGCCAGUGCGGACAUACUGGUGGCCACCCUUGUCAUGCCAUUUUCUCUGGCAAAUGAACUCAUGGGCUAUUGGUUUUUUGGCAAAGUCUGGUGUGACAUCUACCUGGCUCUGGACGUUUUAUUCUGCACCUCUUCUAUUGUUCAUCUGUGUGCCAUCAGUUUGGACAGAUACUGGUCGGUGACACAGGCUGUAGAGUAUAACUUGAAGAGAACACCGAAAAGAGUUAAAGGGAUGAUUGUGGUGGUGUGGUUGAUCUCAGCUGUCAUCUCCUUCCCACCACUUAUAUCAAUGGACAGGAGCAACAAUGAGGCCAGUCCCCAGUGUAUCCUGAAUGAUGAGACCUGGUACAUCCUGUACUCCAGCAUCGGCUCUUUCUUCGCACCCUGUGUUAUCAUGAUUCUUGUAUAUAUCCGGAUCUACCAGGUGGCAAAGACCAGGACAAGAACAAUGUCAGAGAAGAAGAGGGAUGUGGACUCACCUCUGGAGAAUGGGAUGGACCGAGCUGAGGCGGGUGGGUCAUUAACGUCUAAAAGGGGCGGGAGCAGGAAAGACCAGGAAAGUGAAAAUGGGCACUGCCAGGAGCAGUCAGCUCAGUCACCACGACCGAACGCAAACCAACAUACAGACCACGAUGACGACUAUGACGAUAGCAGCUCCUCUGAUGAGAAACCUAAAAAGAAUUCUACUUCAUCCAGGCAACAUCACGGCGACAGGAAAGACAGGAAGUCUAGUCGGAAGAGCAGCUUAGCCUCCAAACACUCCAGCAGGAAGUCCCGUGCCAGUGCCAAGUCCAUAGAGCUCUUCUCGUCCCGCCGCAAACGCCGGAGCACCGUCAACCGUAAGAAAGUCUCAGCUGCUAGAGAGAAACGCUUCACUUUUGUCCUUGCCGUCGUCAUGGGCGUAUUUGUUGUGUGCUGGUUCCCCUUCUUCUUCUCCUACAGCCUGUAUGGCAUCUGCCGGGAGCCGUGCCAGAUUCCAGAGACCCUGUUCAAGUUCUUUUUCUGGAUUGGCUACUGUAACAGCUCCUUAAACCCAGUCAUCUACACCAUUUUUAACCAGGACUUCCGUAGAGCCUUCCAGAAGAUCCUUUGCAAGUCAUGGAAACGAUCUUUCUGAGGGGGGGGGUCAUCCUGCACAGCUGGAUUUUUAAUAGACAUUUUCCCUGCAGUCUUGUUGUGAGCUGUAUAACAAAGAGUAUUUCCACACCUUUGCCUUCAGGGAUUACACUUAAAAUGAAGAGAUUCUUAAGAGAACACAGAAUCCAACUAAGGUAGAAUAAAGAUGUUGAAGUACAACGGUUGAAGCACUAAGGAUAUUCACAGAGAAGGCUUUCAUUAAAUGCCAUUCUCAGGCUGCAUUUGGACUCUGACGGUGGCUUUGGUUCAUUCCCCCUCCUCAGUGGCUUCUUCUCCCUUCAUUUAAUAUGAUAAACUGACAGUUAAAUGUGCUGCAUGCACACCACAAUGGCUGCACUGGAGGCGAAAGGUUUACAGAGACACUUGAUUUAUAAUGUGACCUCAUUCACUGACUAUAAUGCGAAGGCCUUGACAAUCUCCACACGACCGUUGUUUGUGAUGCGAGAUGGUGGGAUGACUCCUUUCUCUCUCUCUCUCUCAGUUUUUUCUGUUCUUUCUAUAAUGUCACACUCCCAAUAUGUGGACCAAUGGGACGAAGGGGCUCCUUGCUUACUGUUUAGUAGCAAAACUGUUUCACUAAAAAUAAGACUCAUGUUCGAAUACUACACAGAUAUAUUUCAGCUUCAUUGUUGCUUGUGGCUCCCGUUAUCUAAACUGGGACAUGUAAGGGAAACUUUCCAUCAUGUUGUGGGUUUU
This is a messenger RNA of Solea senegalensis (Senegalese sole), 2347 nucleotides long. RefSeq names its product adrenoceptor alpha 2C (gene adra2c). The coding region runs from base 291 to 1631 and encodes 446 amino acids. The transcript has 2 exons. The record is from RefSeq and is a predicted model, not a curated record. Gene Ontology annotation, molecular function: alpha2-adrenergic receptor activity. Gene Ontology annotation, biological process: regulation of vasoconstriction; regulation of smooth muscle contraction; adenylate cyclase-activating adrenergic receptor signaling pathway. Gene Ontology annotation, cellular component: membrane. Lineage: Eukaryota; Metazoa; Chordata; Actinopteri; Pleuronectiformes; Soleidae.